CCUCAAAAGCUCGACAAUAGCAGCGUCCACCGGGAAGCUCGCUUCGCUCAGUUCAACAUGCCCCUCAGUGCCGAGGACGUGCUGGCAAUCCUCGGUGACACGACAGACGCGGAGUUCCCCAUCUACCGCACGGGCGAUUACGGCGGCUUGGUCUACACUCUGUGUACGGUACUGUACGACCUGGCGGGCCGCCGCAUGAUGGUGUACCGCGGCAACCCCCGGAAUGGGAUGUUGGGCUCCGUAUUGAAUCUGGACACUCUAGUGCCUGUGGAACACUACAGAAGUGGUGAGGGACUGCAAAAGGUCGAGAAGAUCGAGGAGGAGGAGGAGGCGGCAGGGGAGGAGGUGGCGGGGGAGGUUCAGGAGCAGGGGGCCAUGUGGAAAGAAGAAGGGAGUGGGGCCGUAAGGGGCAAGCAGACUCCGCAAAUAGCCCUUCCUCGGGAUGUCGCACACCAGCACCUGCCUUGA
Molecule: messenger RNA, 468 nt
Organism: Volvox carteri f. nagariensis
Lineage: Eukaryota; Viridiplantae; Chlorophyta; Chlorophyceae; Chlamydomonadales; Volvocaceae
Exons: 1
Source: RefSeq, a predicted model, not a curated record